CCAGCACGGCCAACUGACCAGUAGAACUGAGCCUAAAAUGAGGACCAUGCCCAGAGUCCUGCUGUUGCUGUUCGGUAUGUCCAUCGUGACGAUGAUGUUCAUCGCCAGGUGCGGCCUCAACAUGGACAGCCACGGCGGCUCACACGGAGCCAUGCCCGUCUCCUCGGGCGGCUCACCCGGCGAGAAGGCGCUCAGAGAGGUCAUGCGCCGUAAGGAAGUUGAGCACAUCCGGGACAAGACACAUCUUCAGGAGCAGAUCAAGACGUUGGAGGGUCAGCUCGCUAAGGUCCAGGGGCAGGUGAAAAACUUGACCGCCAACCUGCAGUCCGUCUACCGUCAGUCUAACGGCAACCUAAGAGACGGGGACAACCCACGGAGCCCUGGGGAGCCCCACCUUCGCUACCCUAGUGACGGCCUCAACCCCAUCCCGGCCAACCGAGCCCACGGCCGGCCGGACGGCGAACACUAUCCGGCAGGGUUCAGGCCGGCCUACAACCCCGGCGCGUUCUACCACGGCCAAGAUUUUCCCAAGAACGGCCGGAACUCGGCGGAGGACUUGAUCAACCAACGCAACAUGGCGAUAGACAUGAACGCCGUGGACCGCCACGCGCUGGGCAUUGACGACAUGGGGCAUCAGGCAGACGAUGGUGCCCCCAGGGCAGCUCGAAGUGCCCCGGGGGAGAGCUCGGAGCUUCAACACAUCAACGUCCUAAAAACUAAAUUCAACGAGUCUUUAGACUUCGAGAAGUAUUUCCAGGAGCGUCUGAAGAACGCCGAGGUGUUAAAAGGCCAGUCGUAUAAAACGGAAUACGAGCUGAUUUCCUUCAACCGGUUCAUUUACAACAGGAUUUACCUUGUGGAGCCGGGGCUGGGGAAGCGGGUGGUCGAGAAGCCGAUCGGGUCCAAGAAAAAAGAUUUGAACGAGAUCAUGUUCCACGCGGUGGAGACGCUCAACAAAAACCGCAAGGACAGCGGUCAGUACAAGGACACCGGCCAGUACAACUACGACGAUUUUGUCGAGGGGGUGUACCGCACUGACCCCGCGUUCGGCUCGCAGUACGAGCUGUACUUCGUCAACAAGGACGACCCUAAGCGGCAUAACUCCUAUCUGAAACUGUCGGUUGCCCGCCCCUUCGCCCCGCCGGUCACGGUGCAGCAGACGGUGGUGAGCACGGGGCCGGAGUGGAUCAACAUCAUCCUCCCCCUGUCCAAACGCGUGGACACGUUCCGUCUCUUCAUGGACCAGUUUGUCCGCGUCUGCAUCAAAAGCGACAAACGAAUCUACCUGACGGUCGUGUACUUUGGACCGGAAGGACUUCCAGAUGUGAAAGGCAUCAUGGGACAGGUAGCCAAAACUCACAAGUUCAAGUUCAUGAAACUCGUGACCCUCAACGAAACUUUUGCCCGCGGCCGUGGGCUACAAAUUGGCGCGCUAAACUGGAAAGGCGGAAGUGACGUUUUGAUGUUUUUCUGUGACGUGGACAUCGUGUUUUCAGGCGAGUUCCUGGAGCGGUGCCGCUUGAACUCAGAACGAGGCCAGCGCGUGUACUACCCUAUCGUGUUUAGCCUGUACAACCCGAAGAUCGUCUACUCUCUACAGGACGUGCCCCUCCCGUCCUUCCAGGACCAGCUCGUCCUCUCGAAGGACACGGGAUUUUGGCGAGACUUCGGUUACGGCAUGACCUGCCAGUAUCGAUCAGAUUUUCUGAAGAUCAAAGGCUUCGAUGAGCAGAUCACGGGGUGGGGCGGGGGAGGACGUGUUCCUUUACCAGAAGUUUGUCAGGAGCGACUACUUCGUGGUGCGGGCCACGGACCCCUCCAUCUUCCACCUCUGGCACGAGAAGUUCUGCGACCCCACCCUCAGCACGGAGCAGUACCGCAGCUGCAUCCGGUCCAAGGCGCUGAACGAGGCGUCGCACGCGCAGCUGGGGCUGCUCGCCUUCAAGGACGAGAUCGACGUGCACCGGGGGGUCAGCGAGAGGAACAGCAUCCUCCAGAAGAACCCCCCGGAGGAGACGAGGGACGGGGAGCAGGGGGAUAAGGGA
Molecule: messenger RNA, 2045 nt
Organism: Physella acuta
Lineage: Eukaryota; Metazoa; Mollusca; Gastropoda; Physidae
Product: chondroitin sulfate N-acetylgalactosaminyltransferase 1-like
Cellular component (GO): Golgi cisterna membrane
Molecular function (GO): glucuronosyl-N-acetylgalactosaminyl-proteoglycan 4-beta-N-acetylgalactosaminyltransferase activity
Source: RefSeq, a predicted model, not a curated record